AUGUUGGCGACUCAUUUUAACAUUUCCCCCCACCAGGAUGCUUCAGGUCUUUCCGGCUGGGCGGGAAUAGAGGCGACCGUCGUGAAAGACGACGAAGGGAAGAUGAAAGGGUAUUCUGAAGAUAUAGACACCCUCCUCGUCUUCGCCGGCCUAUUCUCUGCCAUCCUCACCGCAUUUGUCGUCCAGACGUACCAGAUGCUCCAACCGUCGAGCGCGGACUUGACAAACCAUCUCCUUACCACGAAUAACCAGAUGCUC
Phanerochaete carnosa HHB-10118-sp is the source of this 258-nucleotide messenger RNA. RefSeq lists its product as uncharacterized. The transcript is spliced from 2 exons. The annotation marks the transcript as partial. The record is from RefSeq and is a predicted model, not a curated record. Lineage: Eukaryota; Fungi; Basidiomycota; Agaricomycetes; Polyporales; Phanerochaetaceae.